Molecule: messenger RNA, 1368 nt
Organism: Echinococcus granulosus
Lineage: Eukaryota; Metazoa; Platyhelminthes; Cestoda; Cyclophyllidea; Taeniidae
Product: Neutral amino acid transporter A
Exons: 9
Coding region: 1-1368 (455 amino acids)
Biological process (GO): L-glutamate transmembrane transport
Cellular component (GO): plasma membrane
Molecular function (GO): glutamate:sodium symporter activity; L-glutamate transmembrane transporter activity; neutral L-amino acid transmembrane transporter activity
Source: RefSeq, a predicted model, not a curated record
AUGCGCACCGAGUCAGGCAGUAUUUCGUCAUCACCACCGCCAUUCACAUCAGGGCCUAUUUCCAAACUGGAGGUAGAAGGAGAGAAAUCAGUGAAGGAUGGAAAUGUUGGACUCAGGGAUCGAAAUGCCUGUGUCAAAUUUCUGGCCAAUAAUUGGUUUAUGCUUGCUACCAUUGGUGGGGUCUGUUUGGGAUUCGGCUUGGGCUUCAUUGUCCGAACCACGCAACCCGGAACAACUGCCAUCACAUGGAUUGCCAUGCCAUCUGAUAUUUAUCUCAGGCUUCUUCAACUUACCAUCUUACCUCUAAUUUCCUCCAAUAUUCUAAUUGCUUUUGCAACGUUGGAUUUUAAAAAGGAUGGAAAAGUGGGAAUCAUCGGGAUUUUAUACAUUUUUGCGCUCAACUUGGUUUGUGCAGUUAUCGGAGCGGUGUGCGCGCUACUCAUUCAACCAGGUAGUAGAGUAUUAGUCGGCAAUACGAAUGAGAGCGCUCCACUUUCCACGGCAUCCGGACUCACAGCAUCGGACGUCUUUAGGGACUUGUUUUACUCUAUUAUCUUCGGAGCAGCUGCAAAAGUUUCCGGCGAAGUUGCAAAGACAUUCAUUGAUUUCUUCAAAGCCCUUUCUGCAAUUGUCACCAAAAUAAUGUCGGUGUUUCUUCUUGUCACCCCAGUGGCUGUGUGCUUCAUGAUUGCCAGCUCGGUGGUUGGGCGGAAGAACAUCGAAUCGGACUUCGUUCAAUUGGGCCUAUUCGUGGUCACGGUGCUCACGGCUCUUGCAAUUCACUUCAUCUUAAUUAUACUAGUCUUUUUCAUUUCCAGUCGCAAAAAUCCUCUUCGAUUGCUUAAGUACUCUGGACCUGCAUACAUUCUUGCUUUCGCAACCACUAGCCCAGCCCUUGCCUUGCCAGAGACAUACAUGGGUUUGGACAAGUACGGUGUUCGUCAGAGCGUAUCUAGACUACUAUGCCCAUUGGCAGCAACGCUCAAAGGCGAUGGACCCGCAGCUUUUAUUGCCGCGUCGGUCAUUUUUGUAGCUCAGAACUCCCGCAUAGAGCUCAAUAUCGGACAGAUAUUCACCAUCCUGAUCCUCACAUUCACCUCUUCUCUCGCAACGCCAAAUAUUCCAAGCGCGAGCAUUGUGCUUAUUGUGACUAUCUUAUCUUCGAUAGGCGUGCCCACAGAAGGAGCCGGUCUCCUCUUUGCAAUGGAAUGGUUGAUGGAUCGGUGUCGGUCUGGAAGCGGAGCGUUAUCAAUUUUAUUUUUGACUGCAACCGCGGAGGCGAUUUACGAUAAGAUAAAAAAGAGAAAGAAUGCUGAGGAAACCGAAUUUUUCACGGAACAUGAUGAAGAUUCAACAUCACCUGUGUAG